Molecule: messenger RNA, 1126 nt
Organism: Paramecium sonneborni
Lineage: Eukaryota; Ciliophora; Oligohymenophorea; Peniculida; Parameciidae
Source: the annotation of a GenBank genome assembly
UAUUAAAAAAUGAGAAUAGUGAUCAUUGCAUUAGUAUUUUGUUUAGCUACAUGUGGUAAAUUGAGAAGUUAAAGUCCAUAGAAGUUAUAAGCAGAGUUGCAAAAGUCAAAUUAUGGAAGAGCUUUGUUACAUUUAGUUGAAUUACAUUCAAUGGCUGGAGGAUCUGUAUCAGAAUUAGUAGAUGCAAUAGAAGAGCUCGUAAAUGAUUUAGAAGAUGGAUUAGAAUUCUUAGAAUUCAAUUUCUAACGUAGAACAAAUGAACACAAUGCCUUACUUGUUCAAUUAAAUUAACAAAUUCAAUAAGCUUAAAUUGAUGUAAGUAGAUCAGAAGAUGUUAUUGAUAAUCUUUUAUUACCAAGAAAAGAAUAAUUGGAAGUGAGAAUAGAGAAUUUAGAAGAGUAUCAAGAAUAAAAUAGAUAAAAGGUUGAUGAGGAGAAUUUAACAAGAGAAUAAGAACAUGAAGCAUAUGAAGCUUAAGUUGCUGAAUUAAAUGAUGCAACUGCAGCUGUUGAUGAUGCAUUAGCUUUAUUAUCAACACUAAAUAACCCAUCAUUAGCUUAAGUUAAGAAGUUUUAAAAUUCACUUAAAAAAAUUGAAUAAAGUAUAAAACCAAGAAGUAAGAUGGCUCCAUUUUUAAAGGCUUUAAUUACAUUGGCAUCAAAUUAAAAUUUCUCAGAUUAAGGAGUUUUAAAAUAAAUUGUAGAUGUCUUAAAUGAAUUCAGAAAUGCUAUUGUUGAUUCAAUUAAUGAUUUUUCAUUAUAAGAAGUUUAAGAUUAAGAGAAUUUUGAAGCAAGAAUAGUCUAAUUAGAUGCUGAAUUUGCUGAAUUUCAGAGAUAAAUAAAUGCUGUUAAUGUUGAUUUGACAGCUACUUUAGGUAAGAAUAAAGUAUAUCUAAAUUUUAGAAAAGAUAGAUUAAGUUACUCAAUUUAGAGAUCAAAGAAGAUUAGAUUAAGCCUCUUAUGAAUAAUAACUCUAAUUAGAGAAUGAUUUAUAUGCUGAUGAAGUUUAAAUUUACAAUGAUACUAAAAAUGAAUUUUAACGAGAAUAAGCUAUUAGUGAAUAGGCUUUAUCAUUGGUCAAAUCUGUAGAUUUUAGCAAUAUACAAGUAUGAAACAUUAAUAUAUAU